Messenger RNA from Pyrus x bretschneideri (Chinese white pear), 833 nucleotides. RefSeq names its product thioredoxin M-type, chloroplastic-like. Gene Ontology annotation, molecular function: protein-disulfide reductase activity; oxidoreductase activity, acting on a sulfur group of donors, disulfide as acceptor. The transcript has 2 exons. The record is from RefSeq and is a predicted model, not a curated record. The coding region runs from base 157 to 705 and encodes 182 amino acids. Lineage: Eukaryota; Viridiplantae; Streptophyta; Magnoliopsida; Rosales; Rosaceae. Gene Ontology annotation, cellular component: cytoplasm.
AAACCUUUAGCAAAUAAGAAAUUCUCAAAGAAAGAAAUUCGUAGAAAUUUACAGAAAAACAAAAGCCACAUUUCAGCAAGUUCCAUUGUUUCACUUGUGAAAUUAGAGCUAGCUAGAUAGCUCCCACAUCAGAUAAAGAAAGAAAGAGAGAAAGUAAUGGCUUUGGAGAACUGCUUGCAGCUGAGCACAGUGUGCACUACAAGAGUUGGUGCUGCUGCACAAUGCCACCAUCCAUUUUCUUCCAUGGGCAAGUUUGUUGUGCCGAUUUGUAAUGGUUUGAAGAAAUCUGCUUUGAAAUUCUCUUCAUCGUCUUCAUCGUUUCCUCAUUCCAGCAAAUCACAGAAAUCCCGCUUCAUUUGCAAAGCUCGUGAAGCUCUCAAUGAAGUUCAAGUGGUGAAUGAUUCAAGUUGGAGUAGUCUUGUGAUUGCAAGUGAGAACCCAGUUCUGGUGGAGUUUUGGGCACCGUGGUGUGGACCGUGCCGGAUGAUUGCGCCGGUGAUCGAUGAACUGGCAAAGGAGUACGCCGGGAAGAUAUCUUGUUUCAAGCUCAACACAGAUGAGAGCCCCAACACUGCCACUCAGUACGGUAUAAGGAGCAUACCAACUGUGCUCUUCUUCAAGAAUGGGGAGAAGAAAGAGAGCGUUAUUGGUGCAGUGCCAAAGUCCACAUUGUCUGCAACCAUUGAAAAAUAUGUAGAUCUUUAAUCAAAUCAUGUAUAUAAUAUAAGACUUCCAUUCUUGUGCUCAUGAAGCUGUUCUUCUUAAUCUUAACUUCUCCCUUCGAAUUAUUCAUAUAAUUUCCAUUUUUAUUGUAUGCAAGUUUUUCCCACAAA